CAAAAGAAGAGCCCAAUGCCAAUGGCAAAAGAGGUUCGCAAGCUGUGCCGCCCUGUAUCUGGAACUUGGAAGCAUUGGAAGUGAAGGCAUUGGAAGUGAAGGCAAUUGCGAGAUAGACAUCAAUUCUUCCGCCUCUCUAAAAGGAGUCACGGUGCACAAAGCAGUUGUUUCCUUGGCCUGGCACCUGAAGGAGUUGGGAAUGUGGCUCUUGGGACUGAACGUGUUUGCUUGAAUGUAAGCAGGAGACUUGUCCACAGUGCUUCUGGAUGAGACUCACUUUGAGGUACAGGUCUUGUGCAAAGCCUGUGAGGUGCGGCGCCAAGGCAGGAUGCCCAGGAGCAGCCUCAGUGACCUAUAGCUGAUGCUCGCAAUCAGGCGCAUCACUUUCUUCCCCGUUACAGACCCUCACUUUCAGAGUCCCAAGCCGUUUCUACCUCGACUUUUGCCCUUGCGCCGACCUCAAAAAUGGCAUCUUCGCCCUCUGCGCGGGAUGGCGCCGCCCACUCUCUCGUCUUCAGGGUGAUGCGCCUCUGCAGGCCAGCUCUACAAGUAGACCUCCCCCUUCGUGUGCACCCUCAUGACCUCAUUGCUGAGGGCGGCGCCAUACCACCGCUCACAGGCCCCCCUCCUGAUGGCUCGUUCUCGGGAAGGGCAGAGUUGCACAGCUCGAUGGAUGCAUUCGGAGUCACGGGGAUGCUCGUGCUCCCCCAGACUUUCGGCUCCAUCUACCUCGGCGAAACGUUCUGCAGCUACAUCAGCGUGAGCAACUCCUCAGGCCUUGAAGUGACUCAGGUGGGGGUGAAGGCUGAGCUACAAACUGAGAGGCAGCGGGUGACUCUAGCAGACAAUACGCACUCUCCAAUUGCGACGCUACCACCGGGGGGCCGGUAUGAUUUCAUCAUCGAGCACGACAUCAAGGAACUGGGGGCUCACACCCUCAUAUGCUCGGCCGCUUACGUAGACCCGGAAGGGGAGCGCAAGUAUCUGCCUCAGUACUUCAAGUUCCUGGCGUCCAACCCGCUGUCAGUCCGAACGAAGGUUCGGGUGGUCAAGGAGAGCACCUUCCUCGAGGCCUGCAUUGAGAACAGCACAAAAGGCCCGCUCUUCCUCGACCAUGUGCGAUUUGACCCCUCCCCCAAUUUCUUCUGCACCCCCCUCAACCCCGACGAAACCAGUCCGGCCAGCGAUGAUCUUCCACGCUUCCACAAAGAGACCAACCUCAUCAAAGGCGGCGGCGGUUCCAAGUACUUCCUGUACCACCUCACGCGGGUCGACCCCAGCGCCCCCGGAGCUCCGAGCCCGAGCGGGAGCGCAAACGUCCUGGGGAAGCUCGAUAUCACGUGGCGCGGCACGCUCGGGGAACCGGGGCGGCUGCAGACGCAGCAGAUCAUGGGCAACGCGCCCGCACGCAAGGAGGUCGAGCUGCGGGUGCUGGAUGUGCCGCCGCGGAUCGAGGUGGAGAAGCCUUUCAUGCUUUCAUGCCGGAUACGAAACGGAAGCGACAAGGCGGUAGGCCCCGUUCGGGUCGGGUUUCUGAUGGCCCAGGGGAUUCAGCGCAUGAUAGUCACGUGCGGGCCAAAAGCAUACACGCUGGAAGAGCUUCCGCCCCAUUCUUCUCACGAAUUCGGCCUGAACUUUGUGGCAUUGGAAGCGGGAUUGCAACGAUUAUCUGGUGUUGGCGUCAUAGAAACGAGGGAAAGUCGCAUCAUAGAUACUCUUCCGCCUUCAGACUUCUUUGUGGAAGUUAAAUGCUGACAGAGUGUUGGUCGGGCUGUGUCAAACGUUGAUGUGUACGAUGAAGCUCGCCAGGAAAUGCAACCCUUACCCUUGGUUCAAAAAGGGUUCGAUGGUCAUAAAUAUGCUUGAUGUCAGUUGUUGAUACGCUUUUGCAAGCUGAAGAAUUGUGGAGUUUGCCAUAUUUACAUUGAAGCGCUGCAGCUCGAGAGGGGAGCCAAAGUGGAAUCCAUGGUGCCCGUGGUGCUGAA
This is a messenger RNA of Klebsormidium nitens, 1985 nucleotides long. Lineage: Eukaryota; Viridiplantae; Streptophyta; Klebsormidiophyceae; Klebsormidiales; Klebsormidiaceae. The record is from the annotation of a GenBank genome assembly.